This is a messenger RNA of Arabis nemorensis, 996 nucleotides long. The record is from the annotation of a GenBank genome assembly. Lineage: Eukaryota; Viridiplantae; Streptophyta; Magnoliopsida; Brassicales; Brassicaceae.
AUGGUUAAGAAGGAGCUUCCAUCGCAUUUGAGAGAAGACAAGCUAAGCGAAGAAACCAAGACUUUGAUCUCUUCACUUGUUUCAUACAAAGAUGCUUCUCGGAAGCUCUGCAACUACCAAGGAUGUUGGUACUACUACAACACUCUACAAGGUGUUGUUAAUUUCCAGAGAAAUUUCAAGCCUCAAGACUCCGAUAUAAUCCUCGCUUCUUUUCCCAAAUCCGGCACCACUUGGCUCAAGGCCCUCACCAUCGCCCUCCUCGAAAGAUCGAAGAAGAAUAAGGACCGUUCUUGUGAUGACAUUCAUCAUCCUCUGGAAUCUGAUAAUCCUCAUGGCUUAGUACCAUUCUUAGAAAUGAAUCUGUUUCUCAAAAGCUCAACACCGGACUUAACCAACCUCUCAUCUCCGAGGCUGUUCUCGACUCACAUGCCCUUGCAUACGCUUCAAGUACCUCUCAAGGACUCUCUUUGCAAGAUUGUGUACGUUUGGAGGAAUUGGAAAGACGUGUUGGUGUCAAUUUGGCAUUUCACGUGCAUCAAUCUAGAGGAAACAGAAGCAGAGGGAAGCUUUACUCUCGAGUCAAUGUUUGACUCGUUCUGUAGCGGAGUUAACUACUUUGGACCCUCUUGGGAAAAUGUCUUGAGCUAUUGGAGAGGGAGCUUGGAAGAUCCUAAGCAUGUGCUUUUCAUGAGGUACGAAGACUUGAAAGCAGAGCCUCGUGGACAAAUCAAGAGACUUGCAGAGUUCUUGGCUUGUCCUUUUAGUCAAGAAGAAGAAGAUAGUGGAGAUGUUGAAAAGAUCUUAGAGUUGUGCUCUCUGCGUAAUCUUAGCAGUUUGGAAAUCAACAAGACUGGAACGUCCAACGAUGUACAUAACUCUAGCUUCUUUCGGAAAGGGGAAGUCGGUGACUGGAAGAAUUAUCUCACUCCUGAAAUGGAGAAGAAAAUCGAUAACAUUGUUGAGGAGAAACUUAGAGGUUCAGGUUUAAAGUUCUAA